AUGGCCGGCCUGUGCGGGACCCGUGGCUCGCUGUCGGCGCACACGCUGCUGUUCGACCUGCCGCCCACGCUGCUGGGCCAGCUGUGCGCGAUCCUGGACAGCUGUGACGGUCCGCUGGGCUGGCGAGGCCUCGCGGAGCGGCUUUCAAGCAGCUGGCUGGAUGUUCGCCAUAUUGAGAAAUACGUUGACCAAGGCAAAAGUGGAUCAAGGGAAUUGCUGUGGUCCUGGGCGCAGAAAAACAAGACCAUUGGCGACCUUUUACAGAUUCUCCAGGAGAUGGGGCAUCAACGAGCUAUCCAUUUAAUCACCAGCUACGGAGCAAGCUCAAAUCCUUCAGUGCAUCGUCAUCAGGAGCUCCGAUUUCCCAACCUAACGCCCAACAUUGAGCAUGCGCGCAGAGAAAACGACCCUGGACCUCUGGAACCAACCAAUGUCUCAGCAGAUAAUGUUCUUGUUCCUGAACAUAAUGAAAAAGGAAUACUGCAUAAGCCCUCUGUCAGCUUCCAAAAUAUCAUAGAAGGGACCAAACAUUUCCACAAAGACUUCCUAAUUGGAGAAGGGGAAAUAUUUGAAGUAUACAAAGUGGAGAUUCAGAAUCAAACAUACGUGGUUAAAUUAUUUAAACAGGAGAAAAAAAUGCAGUUUAAGAAGCAUUGGAAGAGAUUUUUAUCAGAACUGGAUGUUUUACUCCUGUUCCGUCAUCCCCACAUACUAGAGUUGACUGCGUAUUUCACCGAGAUGGAGAAGCUUUGCCUGGUUCAUCCAUAUAUGAGCAACGGGACGCUUUUCGACAGACUACAGUGUACAGAUAACACAGCCCCACUUUCCUGGCACAUUCGAAUCGGUGUAUUAAUAGGAAUAGCCAAAGCCAUCCAAUAUUUGCACAACACUCAGCCGUGCUCAGUCAUCUGUGGCAAUAUUUCCAGUGCAAACAUACUUCUGGAUGAUCAGUUCCAACCCAGACUAACUGAUUUCGCCAUGGCACACUUCCGACCCCACCUAGAACAUCAGAAUUCUACCAUGAAUAUGACCGGCAGCGGCAGGAAACAUCUGUGGUACAUGCCAGAAGAAUACAUCCGACAGGGAAGACUUUCCAUCAAAACCGAUGUCUACAGCUUUGGAAUUGUGAUCAUGGAGGCUUUGACAGGCUGUAAAGUGGUGCUGGAUGAUCCUAAACAUGUGCAGCUGCGGGAUCUGCUCAUGGAACUGAUGGAGAAGAGAGGUCUCGAUGCAUGCCUCUCAUUUCUAGACAGGAAAAUACACCCCUGUCCUCGGAACUUCUCUGCCAAGCUCUUCUCUCUGGCCGGCCAGUGUGCGGCAACUCGAGCCAAGUUAAGACCAACAAUGGAUGAAGUCCUGAACGCUCUAGAGAGCACGCAGCCUAGCUUGUAUUUUGCGGAAGACCCUCCCACAUCCCUGAAGUCCUUCAGAUGCCCCUCUCCUUUGUUCAUGGAUAACGUUCCAAGUAUUCCAGUAGAAGAUGAUGAAAACCAGAACAACCACCCCGUGCCUCAAGAGAAAGCUUUGAGGACGGGUAGAGUGACUGAGAAAACCCCUUUUGAGUGCAGCCAGUCUGAGGUCACCUUUCUAGGCUUGGACAGACACCCAAGGAGCAAGAGAAGUGAAGCUGCUUGCAGUGUGCCCAGUUCUCCUUGUGAAGAAUGUUGGCCCCCAGAACUUGAAUCAGCAUCCCAGGACUUAAAGCCUACUGAGAUUACAUUGGGCUCCUCUUGGGAAGUGCCAGGCCAGUCUUGUGGGAGCAGCCCAAUGGAGAAGAGGUGCCCCUCUGGACUCUUCCACAGUGAGUAUGAACAGUCUCAAAAGCAGUGAAUUCACCAGAACAUAAAGAAAAAAAAAAGCAAAUGUCA
Messenger RNA from Onychomys torridus (southern grasshopper mouse), 1868 nucleotides. RefSeq names its product interleukin 1 receptor associated kinase 3 (gene Irak3). Gene Ontology annotation, cellular component: plasma membrane; nucleus; cytoplasm. Gene Ontology annotation, biological process: negative regulation of tumor necrosis factor production; protein phosphorylation; interleukin-1-mediated signaling pathway. Lineage: Eukaryota; Metazoa; Chordata; Mammalia; Rodentia; Cricetidae. The record is from RefSeq and is a predicted model, not a curated record. The coding region runs from base 1 to 1830 and encodes 609 amino acids. The transcript has 12 exons. Gene Ontology annotation, molecular function: ATP binding; protein serine/threonine kinase activity; protein binding.